AUGGCGUACGAAUACACGAAAAUCGCAGAUCUCGCAGCGUACCGAAAACCGGCACCUCAUUUAUACGGAAAAAUUGUUUUUUUGGCAAAAUACGGCGAACAAGAUUUGCUUUUAUUAAGAGACGAAACUGGAUCGAUUUUCGUAUUUGUGACACCAAUAGAAUCCGAUGAACCUCUCCGAUUUGAAAUGAAUCAAAUCGUCAGAAUUCACAGAGCAAUGGUGAAAAGGUUACCGUUGAAGAAUGUGGACGCACAGGUCGGAAAGAUGGGCUGCAGUAUAGUGGUCUGGCCACCGAAUGGUUGUCAAGGGAAGCCAAGUUCAGUAAGCUCGAAGACAUGGACGAGGAGUGAAGGGGAUCAGGAUAGAAUCAACGAGCUGAGUGCACUCAAAUGGGGAUCUGGUACGAAGAUGACAACAGCUGACGAUAUGGCGGAUUAUAUGAUCGAAAAAAAAGACACGAAAAAAAUCAGAGAUACUGUGGACAAGAUUUGGGCCGAAACGCAUGCCAGAUUUCAAAUGCAGCUGGCUAAAAAGACACGUGGAUUAUUCUGGACACCGCAAGGGGCUGAAGUGAAAGCUCCCCAAUUAGAAUACGAAAUCGUCAAAUCGUUCUUCCACCCCACUCAGAUGACAUUCAAGUCAUUCUUCCAAUUAGUGAUCGUUUGUCCGAAAUGUUCCGAAAAAAAGAAAGUGAUCAAGUACACUGAAAAUGGGAAAGCAAAAUGGUGUCCGACAUGUAAAGAGUCGAUUCAACUUGUGGUGGGCAUGAGAGUUCCGGUGGAUGUUCUGCCGAACUAUACGAUUGUUUUGACGAUUCCAGUGAAAAUUAUUCAAACCGACGCAUUGGAGUCUUGUGAAAAUGACGUCAUUGAGUGUUUCGAUAGAACUGCAGACAGAGAAACUUUCGGACGAGUCAAAAAGUUUCAAAGAUCUCUGCAGACAUUUCUCAACGGAUGCACACUCAAAAAUAUCGAAGGCAUUGUCGUGACGAAAUCGGUUCCAUUGAAAGCAUGCAUUAUUUAUGUGAAUGAUUGUCUAAUCUCAUUCGAAUGA
Messenger RNA from Caenorhabditis remanei, 1053 nucleotides. RefSeq lists its product as uncharacterized. NCBI's taxonomy places the organism in Eukaryota, Metazoa, Nematoda, Chromadorea, Rhabditida, Rhabditidae. Bases 1 to 1053 code for a protein of 350 amino acids. The transcript has 8 exons. The record is from RefSeq and is a predicted model, not a curated record.